This is a messenger RNA of Fusarium musae, 1659 nucleotides long. RefSeq lists its product as uncharacterized. The record is from RefSeq and is a predicted model, not a curated record. The coding region runs from base 1 to 1659 and encodes 552 amino acids. The transcript is spliced from 2 exons. NCBI's taxonomy places the organism in Eukaryota, Fungi, Ascomycota, Sordariomycetes, Hypocreales, Nectriaceae.
AUGACUACUCUAUUGUUCCUACGCGAACAGUCCAGCGUCAUCGACCAGAGCACCAGCAUAGCGCGCGCAACAUUAUGCGAGCUCUUAGCUAUCAAGAUUCUGCGCAACUUUCACGAUGAUAAUCCAGGUCUAGACGGUCUCUUGCUACUCUCCAAGAUGCUGGUCCAGGGCUUUGAUCCCUUCCAUGGCGCUCCUCCUGAAGUUGAACAGUACGGGCGCUAUCCGCAAUGGCCGAUUCAGAAGCGUGGUGGCCAUGAGAGGAAGCUGACAGCACUCGAACUCGCCAUCAUAUCCGAGAGCAAGAAUUUUGUCAGUUCUUCGGGAUGUAGACGAGUGAUUGAUGCAGUGUAUCGUGGCCAGAUCGUCUACACCCCUCUGUCGUUUGUUGAUAUACUCCCAAACCAUUAUGAGUAUCUCCCUGUGUCUUUAUAUGAGCCGCGAAAGGCACCGCUGCUUGACCAUCACCGUCUCGUGGUUCCGCGCACCCGGUACAUGAUCGAGCUAGUGCACUACAUCAUCCUUACUCUUCUGUAUGUUUACACGAUGCAGUAUCGUGAUCCUGAGAACUUGACUGGAAAUGAGGUUGUUUUCAUUCUCUAUUCUGCUGGUUGGGUACUCCAUGAACUUGCUGCCAUCAUUGAGCAUGGAUGGAUGAUUCACUCACAGACGUUAUGGUCGUUCUUGGAUCUCUCAUACACUGUCAUCUUUAUGGCGUACAUUACUGAUCGGGCAUAUGAGCUGGCUGUAAGCAGCGUGCAGAAUGGCAUGGCACAUAACAUACUCUGUCUUGCAGCUCCAAUUCUUCUGACCAGACUGGCCUUCAACAUCUUGCCAGACCAUAUCGUCUUCAUUUCACUGCACGCCAUGAUGAAAGAGUUUCUGAUCCUCACAUUUCUCGCGAUAUGGUGUUUCACAGGGUUCCUGUUAGCGCUGCAGUGGCUUUCUCCAGGGGAAGGGUCCAUUUCGGACGAUUUCACCAUCAUCAAAUGGCUACUGUGGAUCUGGUUCGGACUGGAUGGAACAGGAAUUGAGGAAUCCAUACAGUUUCAUGCCAUUCUGGGUCCGGCACUGACAAUCGCGUUUGCCUUUCUCGGCAACACUCUAUUUCUCACCAUCCUUGUUUCACUCCUCACCAACCGGUUCAGCACCAUCGUCACAUCUGAGGAUGUUGAGAUCCAGUUCCGAAAAACCGUCCUCACGUUUGAAGGCGUGAAAAGCGAUGCGAUCUUUGCAUAUCCACCACCCUUCAACCUAUUUGCUCUGCUGAUACUGCUUCCUAUCAAACCAUUCCUGUCGCCGCUCGAGUUCUACUCGAUCCACGUGUUUCUCGCACGACUUGUUAAUGCACCUCUUUUAUUUUGCGUUGGCUUCUAUGAGCGUCGACGCCUAUGGACUUUUGGACCAGACGCAGCAAAAGUCUCGAGAAUGUGGAAGUUCACGGGUUUCUCUCCGCACGGUGACAUACAGGCUGUGUUUGAAGUUGAAGCCCCAGCGGAAGUUUUGCGAGAGGCUGAUGAAUUGGAUGGCUUGAGCGAAAUGGGCUUUUCUGAUGGUGAUGCCGUAUCAAGACUUUCUCGAGAAAGGGAAAUAAGAGCACCGGUUGUAUUUAGUCUGAGCAAUGCAGGGACAUGGUCUCCAGGACAAGCACCCGUAGUUUGA